Messenger RNA from Hyphopichia burtonii NRRL Y-1933, 2559 nucleotides. RefSeq names its product Rab GTPase-activating protein. The record is from RefSeq and is a predicted model, not a curated record. The coding region runs from base 417 to 2495 and encodes 692 amino acids. NCBI's taxonomy places the organism in Eukaryota, Fungi, Ascomycota, Pichiomycetes, Serinales, Debaryomycetaceae. The transcript has a single exon.
CAAUCUUGUCAAUUAUUAUCAGUUAGCCUUGGCUUUUGAGUUUGUUCUUUUGUGCUGUGCUCAAAGUACUUUUAGUUGAAAAUGUGAGAUUUUUAGGGCCCUAAAAAAGAGAGCGAAAAACAAAGAGCACUGAAACUCAGUGAAUCUCUACGACUUUACUAGGAAGAAGACAUUGGAAGUUCAGUUUGAAAUUAUCUUCUUCGUCUUCACCGAGGACUUCCACAAACCGUCUAGAUUUCAAUAUCACUGAGUGUUUAUUUGUGGUUUUGGCCUUAAAUUGCUUAUAUUAAGUGGAAGCUUCUAAUUAGAGUUGGAACAGAUAAAAUUUCAGUUUUCAAAUUCAAAUCUAGUACAAUUCGUGUUUCAGCUGAAUCUAGAUUAAAUAGUCCCCUCCUUAUAUUUGAAGACCCGAGAGAAUGUCGAAGAAUGAAACUAACAAGCAUAUUGGCAAGAAUACUGAUGCAACCGAAGCAUACUCUCAUGUGAAGAGCGAGGAUCCGUCUGAUUCUUUAUUGACUCCGAGAAAUAACCAUCAAAGGUCCGAAUCUUCAUACUCGCGAAACUAUUCUCUAUUGGAUAUAUAUGGAGUUGAUUCACCAUCAGUGGAAUCGAGUCCUGAAAUGUCUAAGAAGAAACUAGUGAUUGACACCGUGGUAGCUAAUGAUUUGGGUGAAGAUAAUCUAGAUUCUCCUAGCACUGGUGUGAAUACUCCGGCCACUGCUAUUCAAGAAUCUCUUCCCCUGGGGAUUCACGGUAGUAGCGGCCUUCAUAUAAUGAGUCGUGAAAAUAAAAGCAGUCCUUAUAAUAGUGGUGCUACAGAUGAGACUUAUAUAACUUCUGCUCCUAUUAUUAAUCGAGAGAAUUUCGAUGAUAUGGAGAGUCAUAAUGAAAUGGUUAGUAAUAGUGAUACUGUAAGCAAUUUCCAUUUUAAUCAGAUCAAUAAUACUUCAAACACUAGCAUUAAUAAUAAACCUCCCAUAAUUAAAGAACUGCUGCAGGAAGUUCCCAUAGAAGAAGCUCAACCAAUAAGUAGAGAUACAAAUGUUAAACAGAUUCCAAUAGAAGGAUCCGUUCAAUCCGAUCCAAGAAAUGAAGACCAUGACGUCUAUCUUUCAGUUCAAAAUGAAGAAAGCAUAGACGAAUCAUUAGCCUCUGACUUCGACCGUUAUGGAUUCAGAAAGGCGUCCUCUUUCCAUGAUAUUUCCAAAGAAGAAUAUAAUGAAUGGUUUUCCGAAUAUACAACGCAUCUUAGCCGAAGAAAGAAGAAAUGGGAAUUGUUAAUGAAAAGUCAUGGCUUAUCUAUUGACCCCACCGGGAAAACUCCAAUUAGGUUUCCUCCUAAAUCAGAUCGAGUUAAAAAGAUGAUAAGAAAAGGCUUACCACCCGAAUGGAGAGGUAAUGCUUGGUUUUUCUACGCUGGAGGUUACGAAAAAUUGAAUAAAAAUACGGGCAUUUAUGAUAAAAUUGUUGAAAAUACUACAGGCAUUGAAAAUAAGGAUACCGAAGUCAUAGAAAGAGACUUGAACCGUACCUUUCCAGAUAAUUUUCACUUUAAUAAAUUCACAGGCACGGAUAUAAAAAAUGAUUCAAAUAACGAAGAAACCAGCAUGAUUAAAUCGCUUCGCCGAGUACUUAUAGCAUUCGCACACUAUCAACCUCAGAUUGGUUACUGUCAAUCUUUAAAUUUCCUUGCCGGAUUACUUCUAUUAUUCAUGAGCGAAGAACAUGCUUUUUGGAUGUUAGUGAUCCUUACUGAAAGGAUAAUUCCUAAAGUCCAUUCCGCAAAUCUUGAGGGUGUUCAUACGGAUCAAGGGGUUCUUAUGUUGUGUGUCAAGGAGUAUAUCCCUCAACUAUGGGGGGUUUUGGGUAAAACUUUUGAAGGCGAAACAUUAUCACCAGAUAAGAUCUUAUCAAGAUUACCACCAGUAACUUUGGUUACAUCUUCUUGGUUUAUGUCGGUUUUUGUAGGUGUUUUACCAUUUGAGAGUGCAUUGCGAGUAUGGGAUAUUCUAUGGUAUGAAGGUUCUAAGACCAUUUUUAGAAUAUCGUUAACUAUUUGCAAAUUAUGCUUCGAUCAUCCAGAUUUUCAAGCUACCAGAAGUAAUGGUGGUGGAUCAGAAACCGAACAAAUUGAGCUAUUCCAAUUCAUGCAAAAUUUCCCAAAAACGAUACUUGAUCCAAACUUAUUAAUUGAUAAUUGUUUCAAAAAAAUUGGAGGUUAUGGAUUUGGUUCUCUCUCUCAAGACGAAAUUAAUAAAUGUAGAGAAUUUGUUUCCAAACAAAGGGCUAAAUUACAGAAUAAAAAGCAGGGGGUUGUCACUGCAGGAAUGAGUGAAGAAGAAAGAAAAGCAUUGAAUAGCUCUGGUAGCUUAGAUAAUGCUGAUGACGAUAUUCACGACAUUUAUGGAUUCAAUAGAUCCAUCAUGAGUGGAGUCGCCUGGAAUAGAAACAUCAGCAACAAAAUGAAGAAGAAAUUUGCUAAGAAACAACGCUAAUGACAAACAAAAUUAUAUAUAUAUAUAUCUUAUUAUUUAUAAAACAGGUUAAUCAAAAAUCAGC